AUGCGUGUGUCAGGAACCUCCCACCCGGACUACAGCCAUCCCCUACUGGAUCAGUUGAAAACUAGAUUACUAGGAUGGGUCGCGAACACACAGCUAUCCACACCUGAAAGUAAUCUAGGAAAACGCGAAAUCCGAGGAAGGAAACUUCUGCUACAACUCAUAAAAGAAGAAAGAGUGUUUGUAACAAAAGCCGAUAAAGGGGGAGCCACACUGAUCCUGGACUAUGACGUCGUCGUGAACACGAUAAAAGAGGAAAUAUCAGAUACUAGGAAGUAUACGAAAUUAGAUUCUACUAUUGAAGACUACAUGGAGAACACCAGAACGGAGAUAGUUAAGGAGGUCCUGGCCCAAGAACACAUUGGGCACAUAACAUCUAAGGACAAGACUAUAAUAACAGGUCUCAACACGGAUAAUAACAUGAAACACAGCCCGGAUUACAGACCAGUACCACCAAAAAUCUGGCCCUUGUUCAAAGUACACAAGCUAUCAGAAGAACAAAUCAGGAACAAGGUUGUACCACCACAAAGAUUCAUCAAUGCAGCAAAGCAUGGUCCCCUCUAUAGACUAGGGCAAUGGUCAAGCCCACACCUAACAAAAAUCAGCCAGGACUACUGUGGAGAUGAAUUCCUGCUUGACACUCCCCAUCUUAUGAGGAAAAUCGAGCAACACAACUCAUCCCCACCAAGAGGAAACACCCUACUAGCCACCCUGGACGUGGAAGCCCUGUACCCCUCCAUUAACCCACGUUUAGCACUAGAGGCCAUGGCGGACGCUUUUGAAUCGGAUCGAACCACAUCUGAAAGGACUAAGGACGCUUUGCUGAAUUUCACCAAACUCUCCUUUAACCACUCUUGUGUUACGUUCCGAGACAAUUGUUAUAAGUCGGAGAAAGGGAUCCCAACAGGGGGAUGCGAUUCAAGGCAGAUCGCUGAUCUAUUUCUGCACUGGCUUAUGCAUAAAAAACUUAGGAAUGAUCUCCCUUGGGAUAGCCUCAUUGAACUGUUUUUACGCUACAUCGAUGACUGCUUCAUAAUCUGGAAGGGUACGGCAAGGCAGUUUGAUUCUUUUGUACAGAAAUUGAACCAACUGGCAGCGGAAUACGGGAUAAGGUUUGGCAGCUGGGAAUUGGGGAAGGAGGUGAAUUUCCUGGACAUAACCUUGUAUUUGGACACAACCAACAAGAUCCAAUAUAAGCUCUACACCAAACCGACAGAUGCCAGGAAUUUUCUCCGUACUGACAGUUUCCACCCAAAACACGUGUUUAACUCCGUAGCCUUCUCCCAAAUGCUUCGGAUUGCUAACAGGAACUCAAGAGAGGAUACACGGCAGGCGGACCCACAGCAAUUGAAAUCGGAUUUGCGUCGUAGUGGACACGACUCAGCGAAACUGAACGCCUUAGAGCCAAAAGUGUUGGAGAAGCUGUUCAAUCCUCCACCCAACUCAGAAGGAAGUGUUCAUGUUCCCCAAAAAACUUCCAUGGUGUUUUCAGUCCAACACCUCUCGGAGAUGCCCCAGCUUAAAUCAGUCUUAAAGGAGUUGGAACCGGACAUUGAAGCACUAUUAGGCCCAACACAAAUCACGGUGGCAUCGAAGAAAGGCUGCUCGAUUGCUAAUGAUGUAAUUUAA
This is a messenger RNA of Bolinopsis microptera, 1626 nucleotides long. RefSeq lists its product as uncharacterized. Lineage: Eukaryota; Metazoa; Ctenophora; Tentaculata; Lobata; Bolinopsidae. The transcript is spliced from 2 exons. The coding region runs from base 1 to 1626 and encodes 541 amino acids. The record is from RefSeq and is a predicted model, not a curated record.